Mucor velutinosus is the source of this 1395-nucleotide messenger RNA. Its product is annotated as Protein kinase domain-containing protein. Gene Ontology annotation, molecular function: protein binding. Bases 1 to 1395 code for a protein of 464 amino acids. The record is from RefSeq and is a predicted model, not a curated record. Lineage: Eukaryota; Fungi; Mucoromycota; Mucoromycetes; Mucorales; Mucoraceae. The transcript is spliced from 3 exons.
AUGGCAGAAAUCACAGCUAUAAACCCUUCAAUUGACAAUACUGAUUUACAAAGACCUACCAAUGAUAUUCUCCUCAACAACAAGCAGGUAUCUCCUCACCAGCCUGGCACUAUAUCGCCAAACCCUUCCACUCACAGUGCGAGCUCCUCAAUCGCAAGUUCGUCAGUUAAUGAUUCCUUUGGCUCUAUUCCAAACACUGCAAGAUCAUCCAGCAGUAGCACAUCCAACAAUCAAAAUAGACAUAGUGUAACAUCAACCCAAUCAGAGCAAUUAUUAAAUCAUUCGCAUCUGAAGCCUGGCAGAGAUGCUUCACUGCUGUCGUAUGCGCAAACAAUCAACAUGUAUAGAGAAAAUGCCAAAAAAACCAAUAACCCAGAUAUCCAAUGCGAUUUUGCUAUAUUCAUGAUUGAAGCUGCAAAACAAUUACCAGAUGAUGAUACUAGUAAAAAUCAAUACCUUUCGGAAGCCGAGAAACUGUUGAAACAACUAUCCUUGAAAGGACAUGCUGGUGCUCAAUACAAUCUUGCAAAGCUACUUGAGAGUGGCUCUCUGAGCAAAAAAGGCAAACCUGAACUGGACAAGGCGUUCCCUCUCUAUGUACAGGCAUCCAAACACUUUCAUGUGGAUGCCUCCAACAGAGCUGCUAAAUGUUAUGAGCAUGGCUUGGGAUGUCGUCAAAAUGGGUCUAAAGCUGUAUUGUUUUACAAAAAAGCAGCUUCUUUAGGUCAUCCUGGCGCAAUGUAUCGUCUUGGUUUAGCUUACAUGAAUGGUGAAAUGGGAGUGUCCAAAAACGACAAGGAAGCUGUCAAAUGGUUUAAUCGCUCAGUUGAGGCAGCCACGCCUGAAUACCCGGAUGCCAUUUACGAAUUAGCCUUAUUACAUAUCAACGGUGUUCCCAAUGUUAUUUUUGUGGAUCUAGCAUACGCUGUUGUCCUACUGAAUCAAGCUGCUGAAAUGGGGCACGGUACUGCUGCAUUCAAAUUAGGCGAAUGUUAUGAAUACGGCAAACUCAACUGCCAGCCCGACCCUGCACUUUCCAUUCAUUAUUAUACCAUUGCAGCUGAAAAAGGGAACAGGGAUGCGUGCUUUGCAUUGACAGCCUGGUAUCUUGUGGGUUCCCCUGGUGUCUUGCCUCAAUCAGAUGAAAACGCAUACAUUUGGGCCAAACGUGCUGCCGACUUGGGAUUACCGAAAGCAGAGUACGCGGUGGGCUAUUUUUCUGAGGUAGGUAUUGGCUGUCAAAAGGAUACUUCACAAGCUGUCGAAUGGUACAAGAAGGCUGCCAAAAAUGGCGAUAAACGUGCCAUACAAAAACUUCAGGGCAAGAUCACCGAGGAAAAGAUCCCUACUGAAAAGAAGAAGAGUAUGUCCCAGGAAGACUGUAUCAUUAUGUAA